Exophiala viscosa is the source of this 1666-nucleotide messenger RNA. RefSeq names its product phosphatase 2C-like domain-containing protein. Gene Ontology annotation, molecular function: protein serine/threonine phosphatase activity. Lineage: Eukaryota; Fungi; Ascomycota; Eurotiomycetes; Chaetothyriales; Herpotrichiellaceae. The coding region runs from base 158 to 1420 and encodes 420 amino acids. The transcript is spliced from 2 exons. Gene Ontology annotation, biological process: protein dephosphorylation. The record is from RefSeq and is a predicted model, not a curated record.
ACAUCCUGCCAGUCGACACUCUCUUUGGCGUCUGCCACUUAAUAAUGUGUAUUCUAUUGGAGGCUGUCUGAGUUCUGGUCUGUUCUUUCCACGCUACUCGUCCCAGAUCUGUUGUCUUGCGCGGUGUUGCUGCAGUCAUCUCCUUACGAUCAACGCGAUGACCACCACUGUUCCUGCUCGAACACCCAUUUUUCUCACUCGUUCGUUGGUUUUCACGCCUUCUUACGUUAAUCACCACCUCCGCCGAAACAUUCGUCGAAGCCUCGACCCAUACAAAUUACACUCAAGAAACCUGCAUUCGUCACCACGUUCUGCCGCGGCGGGCGCGUGCGCUGCUACAUCAGCCAUUCCGCACAUUUCAUUGCACAUUGCGGCGUCGUCGAGCGGCAAAGACCGCAAGUUCCGACCCGAAUCGAGUACAUAUGACUACAUCCCCAGCGACAACGACGGUUUAGGCCUGCAACAUGGCUCAGACAUGGAACAGAAAAGGUCUAGCCGACCCGACAGCGGACAAGAUGCAUAUUUCGUUGGACGUGUAGGUCAGGACGCGGGCACAACAGCAUUCGCCGUGGCGGACGGUGUAGGCGGGUGGACAGAGCACGGCAUAGAUCCUGCUGACUUUGCCCACGGUCUCUGCAGUCACAUGGGUGCGACUGCUCUUGCGUGGUCGCAGAAAGAACGACUCAAUCCCGGUCAAUUACUGCAGAUAGGGUAUGACAAGACAGUCAAGGACCCUGGGAUCCGAGCAGGAGGCAGUACAGCGUGUGUCGUUGUAGCCGAUCGAGACGGGCGCAUGAGGGUUGCCAAUCUAGGAGAUUCAGGUUUCCUGCAACUACGGCUUGGAUCGGUGCACCAUAUCUCAACCCCACAAACCCAUGCUUUCAACACUCCCUAUCAACUGAGUCUCACGCCUCCAGAAAUACUGGCUCAGGCGAAAAUAUUUGGAGGCAUGCCUCUGAGCGACAAGCCGGACCGAGCCGAUCUGGCGGACCACAUGCUUCGACACGGCGAUGUUCUGGUUCUCGCGACGGAUGGUGUCUGGGAUAACCUCAACUCCCAAGAUAUCUUAUCGAUUGUGUCAGCGCAUAUGCGCGAGAAGGGCGCUUGGCUAAGAUCCGACGAUCAGGGAUAUAGUGUCUCGCCUAUCCUGUCGGAGCUUGUGGAUCGAUCGCUCGCCCCUCAGAAACAUAAACUACCGGGCACGCUGCAGAGUGUCCUGGCUGCGGCGAUUGUAGGGGAAGCCAAAACAGCUAGUCUCAGCGCAAAGCGAGAUGGCCCCUUUGCCAAGGAGAUGGCGAAGCAUUACCCUUUUGAUUCCUGGCAUGGUGGGAAGGUGGAUGAUAUUACUGUUUUGGUCGUCAUCCCUGUGGACGAGAGCGUGGCGAUGAAGGAAAAGACAAAACUCAAGGCCAAGUUGUAAGAGGGCUGUCACUUGUCCAUGGAAUACAGGGGAGGAAGUGUACUUCGGAGCUUGAAAAGGACAGCCCGCAAGAGAAAAGGGGCGAGGUUUUUUGGACAUGGCAUCGCACAGCGUUGGCGUUCAUGUUAUUUUGAAUUUCAAGACUUGAGCCACCCAGGACUCACCAACACAUGAGUUUGACUGUAACAGACAGGAUACCAGGUAUCACAACUAGACUCUUUGCGACGACCCUGCCGUAUGAGUGAC